AUGUCAGACCCGCCGCCGCUUGUGCAAACCGAUUUGACAGAUCAUUGGAACCCGCUCGAAGUCUGGGUCGUUAGCAUGGCCGCGCUAAUCCUGCUCACCCAGCUGUCCAUCGCCAUCUUCAUGGUCGUUCACCGUGAUUACAAGCCGUUCAAGGCCAAGCAGCCGUGGUCGCUGCUCGUGGGUGCCGUUGGCGCAGUGUGCUUUUUCGCAUCGGAGCUGCAUGCGAAUCUGCUGUUACCGCAGCACGGCCCGGUGCUCAACAACUGCUCGUUCUGGAAGCAGUGGAUGUAUGUGCCGUUCGGACUGGGUCUCGUUGCUACCGCGCUGCUGUACCGCUUGUUUAUGCGCUGGGUGAUUCUCAGACUGCUCAACACCCGCCUGGUGACAUCGCGCAAGAUCGAUAGAGCCGUCAUCAAGAUCAUUGGCAUCGCCGUCAUCUACGUGCCGAUGCUUGUGGUCUCAUUGAUCAAUUCACUGGCAGGGGAUGUUCACCAUAUCGCCAUGAAGUACCAGGAUGGCACACCCGGGUCGUUUUGCUACACCCAAUCCAAAGCGCUCAACUACACGACAAACUGCGUCCUCGGUGUGUACGCAUGCGCCUUGGCUGGCUGGUGGACAUACUCUCUCCGAAAUGUGCGACAAUCCUUUAACGAGUACAAGAGCGCGAGGAUUGCUUGGUGUAUCACCAGCCUGAGUCUCAUCACGUACAUUGGCUGCGUGUUUGUGAUUGGCAACUCCACCUACUACGAGCGUGUCCUGUUUCUCGUUCUGAACGUGAGCCUGUCAAGCCCCAUUUUCACUGCCGUGGUCAUGAAUGUGUUUGUUGGCUGGGUGAUUGGUCGCGAGGAGCAACUCGUUGCCUUCGAUGCCGGCUUGGCGCUGACCAUGCUCACCCACGUCCCCAAAUCCCGCCAUAGCCCAAAGACCAGUAGCGGACAAGGCUCCAAUCCUGCGAGCAGCACUCCGCCUUCCGGUUCGACUCAUUCUGCUCCAACAAUGUCGGUCACCGACACAGAGUACCACGAGGACGAGCCGGAUGCUCUGGAAAUUGAGAUUGGCUUGGCGCCGCCGCAAAUGGUUCAAAUCCAGCCAACUGUUUCUUAGAGGAUGUGUAUAGUGUAAUAGUUGUUGUUGUUGUUGUUGUAGUCGAUUGAGUG
Molecule: messenger RNA, 1157 nt
Organism: Capsaspora owczarzaki ATCC 30864
Lineage: Eukaryota; Filasterea; Ministeriida; Capsasporidae
Exons: 1
Coding region: 1-1104 (367 amino acids)
Source: RefSeq, a predicted model, not a curated record